AUGGCAGCACGUAAUCGUCGUAGAUCGGUGACGGAGGCGGAGGCAGAGGUGGAGGAAGCAAUGGAACGUUCAUCGUCCGACGACGAAGAAGAAGAAUCAACGGAUCUAUCAGAAGAAUCUUCUGAUACGGAAUCAGAAGGAGAAAAGAAUAACGGGCCUCCAUCAAAGAAACAAUUAACCUCUCUUCCUCACUAUUCGACUUCUGAAAUUGUUGUACACUCUAACCCUAUUUGCAGCUUAGCUCCGGAAAUCAAUCCUGUAUCUUUACUAACUUGGAAGAAACCCAAAUCUAAAUCAGCCACUACUGUUGAUCCUUCUAAGAGUCCUUCAGAUGACACCAAAUGGGCGAAGAAGAAGAAGGGGCAGAACGUUGAUGAUGAGGGUGUUGAAUAUGAAAACUUGAACAGUGAAACCAAAAGGAAGCUGUUUCAGAGAUUAUGGAGUGAGGAUGAUGAAGUUACAAUCCUGAAAGGAUUGAUCGAGUAUGCUGAAACUCAAGGGAUUGAUCCUGCUUCAGGUGAUAUGAGUUAUUUCUAUGAAUUUAUCAGAAACUCACUUCAUAUUGAAGCUAGCAGGAGCCAAUUGAAAGAAAAAAUAAAGAGGCUGAAGAAGAAGUAUCUUUCAAAAUUAAAGAAAAGUAACAAUGGUUAUGAUAGAAUUUUCUCAAAAGCUCACGACCAGACAUGUUACAAUUUGUCUAAAAAGAUAUGGGGAACUGAAUCUAAGGGGAGAAGUUACAGCACUAGGCCGAAUACAAAGGAUAUGGAUCAUGAUCAAGCUGCUGCUGCUGCGCCUGCAAAUAGACAAACAGUAGACUCAAGUUUGGAAAAGAAAAUGCUGAAAUACUGGUCAGGAUUGAUAACAGGGGAAAAGAAGAUAGAAUUAGACAAUAAGAUGAAGCAUAUAGAAGUGAAGGAGAUGGAGGUUUACUUGCAAAGACUCGACUGUACGCGUGAGAAGACAGCUCUUGUGCUGGAAGCAUUGAAAUCCUCCUUAAAGUAA
Molecule: messenger RNA, 1002 nt
Organism: Impatiens glandulifera
Lineage: Eukaryota; Viridiplantae; Streptophyta; Magnoliopsida; Ericales; Balsaminaceae
Product: probable transcription factor At2g01370
Exons: 1
Coding region: 1-1002 (333 amino acids)
Biological process (GO): regulation of DNA-templated transcription
Cellular component (GO): nucleus
Source: RefSeq, a predicted model, not a curated record